AUUGUUAUGCUGCUUACAGGCUCUUCAAGUGGCACCGGAAAAAGAAAGACGAUGUCAAACAGUCUCCCAAAUGAAGUUGUCGCCGAAAUCCUCUCACGACUGUCCGUGAAGUCGGUCAUCAGAUUCAGGUGCGUUUCCAAAACAUGGUGCUCUCUCAUCUCCAGCCCUCAUUUCAUCGCCACCUACCUCAGCCGCGCUCUUUCCAUCCCCCAAUACCCAUCCAACCUUGUGUUCCACCAUUUCGACUACCGACUCAAGAAAGACCGACCCCCUGCCAUACGCAUCCGCCUACUUUCCCUGGAUCCACAAAUACAAGAGAGGAGUUUGGUCACUGACCGAUUAGAUUUCAUAAGAGACCCAUCAGAUUCCAUAGGACCGCUUUGCUACAGCAAUUGCAUGCACGUAAUUGGUUCAUCUAACGGCCUAUUUUGUCUCACCAGAGGUUUUGAUUCAUACGUUCUCUGCAACCCUUGUAUUCAAAAAGCCAUAUCCAUUCCGCACCCUAAUAUUGGCCGUGGGGGAUUAAUGGAAAACCAAUCUCUUGGCUUUGGGUAUUGCCCGAAGACUGACGAUUACAAAGUGGUGAGGGUUGUAUAUGUCGUAGCCACUACUCAUUCUCUGGUUGAGAUUUAUACGCUUCGAACCGGCGCAUGGCGCUCUUUUACGGCCCCCGGUCCUCCCUACUACUUUGGAGAACCCAUCGGCGGAAACUCGUUAUGCAAUAGUUUCUUUAAUGGGGCAGUCCACUGGCCAGCUCGCACUCCCAAGCACCAGCGCCCGUUUCACCAUCUGAUCGUGUCGUUCAAUAUGGAAGAUGAGGUGUUUCGUGAAAUGGCUAUGCCAAAGAGUUUACAAGGCGAUCAAGAAAUCUCCGAGUUUUUUAUGGCGGUAGUUGAUGGGUUGCUUGCUCUUAUCCCCUGCCGGGACGAUGAGGAUAUGCCCGUAUGGGUGAUGAAAGAGUAUGGAAGAGCGGAAUCUUGGACUAAGCAGUUCGAUAUUAAGUUUGAGUGUGGAGCAUAUGCAUAUGGUCCGAUAGGCUUUAGAAAGAACGGUGAAGUUCUACUAGAGGACCAGGAGGGAAAUUUGUGUUCUUACGAACGUAAUAGCGAACAAUCCUGGUAUCUUCACAUUAAUGAUAUAAGUGACUGGCUUUAUUUCGAUUCUUAUGUGGAGACGCUUGCUCUACUGAAUGUAGCAGAUGGAGUUUUGGGAGUGCAAGCGACUGCGUCUUGUGUUGGUAAGCUCAAGGCGAAAGAAAAGAAGAGAAAAAGGAAGAUACGGAUGUUGGGACAGUGAUUCAGUUGCGAGCAAGCAGGAAAAGGAGGUUUUACUGAUCGAUCUAGUCCCAAGCCAAAUCAUUCUUGGUGGUAGAGUAGUUCAAAUGACUUGAAAAAGAGUAUUAUAAUGUACUGCUCGUAAUACAAUGAUUGGAUAGUUUGAUAGUUGGAAGGCUUUUAAUGGGUAGUAAUUACAACUUCUAUGCUUAAAUUAAUUUUUGAUCCUACAAUGUCUAUAUUAUA
Alnus glutinosa is the source of this 1520-nucleotide messenger RNA. Its product is annotated as F-box/kelch-repeat protein At3g06240-like. The record is from RefSeq and is a predicted model, not a curated record. Gene Ontology annotation, molecular function: protein binding. The transcript has 3 exons. Lineage: Eukaryota; Viridiplantae; Streptophyta; Magnoliopsida; Fagales; Betulaceae. The coding region runs from base 7 to 1296 and encodes 429 amino acids.